Triticum turgidum subsp. durum (durum wheat) is the source of this 981-nucleotide messenger RNA. Lineage: Eukaryota; Viridiplantae; Streptophyta; Magnoliopsida; Poales; Poaceae. The record is from the annotation of a GenBank genome assembly.
AUGCCCGCCACCAUGCCGCUAACCUUGUCCCCGCCCCGCCUCCUCCUCCACCACCACCGCCACGGCCAAGCCAAGCUCCAGCAGCAGCGCUCCACCGCCGGCUUCGCGGUCCUCCCGCGCCGCGCCGCUCGGCUCCGCUGCGCCCCCGACGAGGUCGCGGCCACAGCCGCCGAGCCCGAGCAGCAGGGGGAGGAGGAGGAGUUCGUGCUCCUCGCCUCCAACCGCAGCGACUUCAACGAGGUCAUCAUGGUCAUCGACUCGCCCUCCAACCGCUACCUCGUCCUCGACCCCAGCCGGAAUGUCCACAGCAUUCUCCCCAAGAAGAGCGCCUGGACCAAUUCCUACUGGGAUGAGUUCGUCAGCCUACCUCCCGUUGUUCCACGUGGUCCUGUUGCACUUCUAGGUUUGGGUGCUGGGACAGCAGCACAUAUGAUGCUAGAAGUUUGGCCCUGGAUACAACUUAUUGGAUGGGAGAUUGAUCCGACGAUAAUUGAAUUGUCGAGGGAUUAUUUUGGUAUGUCCAAUUUAGAGAAGACCACGGAAUUAGGUGGUUCACUUUCGGUGCGUAUAGGCGAUGCACUUUCCCCAUCAGCUACAGUUGAAGGAGGAUUUGCUGGCGUUGUUGUUGAUUUAUUUGCUGAUGGAAAAGUCUUACCUCAGCUACAAGAAGCUGAAACUUGGGUAGAGAUUGCAAAAAAGCUCAUGCCAGAUGGUCGAAUCAUGGUCAACUGCGGCGGAGCAGAUACCCCCGUAUCUCUUGCUGCUGACACGGGUGUUUCGUCUUGGGUCCAGAAUCCUACAAUCAAGGCUCUGUGCUCCGCGUUCCCUGGGCAGCUAAACUGGAAGAGACUUUCGGAGAAGGAGAGUGUAAACUACGUCGCGUUGACGAGUCCCCUUCCAGACCUGGAGGAGUGGUCAACCUCGCUUCCUAGCGAGCUAAGCCCAAGAGUGAAACAAUGGGUGCCUUGCGAGCUCGCGUGA